AUGAACGGAAUAAAAAUAUUUAAUGAAAUUUAUAUUUUAAUGAAGUUCUUGAAUAAACAGUGAGUGCGUGUGCUAUGUCUGUGCUAAGUUUAGGUGGAUGUAAAGUAAAGUAAAGCAAUAGAUCUGGUUCAGUGGAAAUGCAAAUAACAAUAUAACCCAUUAACGUCGAUUACUAAUUGAUUGGUAUUAGAGGUCCCCGAGCGUUCUGCGUCAGAAAUUCCGCGGCGUUUUCCCUCCUCGUCGUGUCCCCCCAAUCGUUGGUCGUGGCGCGCGCUAAACUUGAAAUAUAAUAUUUAAUUUUAGUUUCGACUCGGACAAUUGCUGGUCAACAACGCGACAUCACUCAUAAAUAGGAAAAUUAAACAAUCUUACCACCUUCAUCCAUUGUCGCCUCCCGUGCUAAUCAAUCUCGAGAUAUUUAACGGGCCCACGUUAAUCUUCGCCUUCCAAUCGAAUGUCGAAGUCACGAAGAAAAGUGAAGUUUCAUAUUAGUUCGAAAGUUCAGUGUUAACAGCAGCAUGGGCGAAGACAGCACGAACAAUGAUAAAAACGACUGCGAAGAGUUCGAGAUGAUCGACGGAUGUCCUGACCAUCUCGACGAUGAUAACAACAACAACAACAACAGAAUGGUUUUGGAGCCAAAGUUUGCGGAUUAUGGGAGUAUCCAAUCAAUCGGUGAGGCUGUCCCAGACUCCGCCCCAAUUGGAAGAGACAGUUUGAGUACUGUUUUGCCGUUACCGCCAGCGAAAGGAGGCAACGACAGCCUAGAGGACACCUCGGGAACGAUUGCGGUUGCGGCGCAUAAUACCAUCGUCAACAUGACGCAAGUGGAUCUCUAUCAGAGACAGCCUCUGCUGCAAGGUGAUAAAUGGGGCCACGCCAGUCAUCCACCUGCAUCGGAUGGGUACUACAUCGACGACGACGAUGACGACCAGAAUAUUCUUCGGAAAUCACAAGAGCCGAACGGCAUUAUCAAAAUCAACAUCCCACCGCCGGUCAGAGAAGAGCCUAAGUUUCCCCAGGAGCGGUGGAAAAUGUUAGUUGCAUUAGUAAUAUUUUUCUUCAGUAGCCUUUUAGUGUUAAUUUCAUUGGCCACGGUGCACGAGAGAGUGCCCGACAGGAAAACCUAUGGACCAUUACCGGAUAUCUUCUACGAUAUACUCGGUGCCCACGACUGGGGUUUGACAGUCUCCGAAUACCUCAUUAUCGUCGCCUUCAAUUCCAUGAUCGUAGUCAUCAUUCUACACAAACACAGGUUUAUACUGGCGCGACGAUUAUUCCUUAUUAUGUCGCUGUUAUACAUGUAUCGAGCGCUCACGAUGUUCGUCACAGUCCUCCCAAUAUCCAGUACCACGUACUAUUGUUCGCCGAAGAACAAUAACACGUCCACUUUAGAAAUGGCCAAGCGAGUUCUCGACAUGCUUUCGGGGAUGGGACUGAGCAUAAACGGCAAACAGACCUAUUGUGGUGACUUCAUAUACAGCGGACACACGCUAACUCUCGUAAUCAGUUACCUCUUCAUCGCUGAAUAUACACCGAAAAAACUCUACCCAGUGCAUUGGCUUUAUUGGCUGAUCGCCGUUGUGGGAGUAUUCAUGCUCCAGCUCUCCCGUUCUCAUUACACCAUCGACGUCAUCCUUGCUUAUUACGUCACGACGAGGAUCUUCUGGAUAUUCCACACCAUGGCCAACAACGUUACCCUAAAGCAACACUCCGAGAAGAACCUACUGGCUCGGAUGUGGUGGUUUAAUUGUUUCCUGUACUUCGAGGGGAACGUAGGAGGCCAAGUUCCUAGACAAUGGCCGGACUGGCCCUUCCCUUGGCCGCGUCGCUUCCAGACAAAAAGUCGUGAUAGUUAGUAAUGCGCCAUAGCAAGAGCAUAAAGGAUCCAGAACCUUUCUUUUUAUUUGUGAUACGACGAUGAUGAGGAAAAGUGCAACAACAGCAAAGAAACAGUUUUAUUUUUAAUUCUACCUUAAGAUAAAUGUAUAUAUUAUACAUAUUAAUGUAUAUGAA
This is a messenger RNA of Nicrophorus vespilloides, 2016 nucleotides long. RefSeq names its product phosphatidylcholine:ceramide cholinephosphotransferase 2-like. Gene Ontology annotation, molecular function: ceramide cholinephosphotransferase activity; sphingomyelin synthase activity. The record is from RefSeq and is a predicted model, not a curated record. Gene Ontology annotation, cellular component: Golgi membrane; endoplasmic reticulum membrane. Gene Ontology annotation, biological process: sphingomyelin biosynthetic process; ceramide biosynthetic process. The transcript has 6 exons. Bases 519 to 1859 code for a protein of 446 amino acids. NCBI's taxonomy places the organism in Eukaryota, Metazoa, Arthropoda, Insecta, Coleoptera, Silphidae.